Lingula anatina is the source of this 3771-nucleotide messenger RNA. RefSeq lists its product as uncharacterized. Gene Ontology annotation, molecular function: actin binding. NCBI's taxonomy places the organism in Eukaryota, Metazoa, Brachiopoda, Lingulata, Lingulida, Lingulidae. The record is from RefSeq and is a predicted model, not a curated record.
ACUCACAGUACCAUUGAAGUACUGUGUAGUACCUUUGAAUUGUUUCCUACUUGGAAGCAAACUUGAACAAUCAUGUGGGCCAAGCAACUUCCAUUGUACACGAUUCUGUGCAGUUCCUGUAUUUCUUGAUGUCAAGAUUUGCCUUAAAGAAUGCUAAAAACGGAACCUGUGACAUGAAUCAACAUGUCAAAGAUGAAAAAUCUCUUCAAGUUCAAAAAGAGCACCAGUGAUCUAACUGAGUGGAAUAAGACUGAUGAAAAACUUCUGCAAGCUGUUCAGAAUGGUGACACACAUAAGGUGGAGGCUUUGCUAAGCAAGAAGAACACCUCUGCGACAAAGCAAGAUUUGCAGGGAAGGACUGUUCUUCAUUACGCAGCCACUCACGGAAAAGAUGAUUCCCUAGAAAUUUUAUUGAGCCAUGGGGCAGAGAUUAAUGCUGCAGAUUUUCAAGGGAAGACAUCUCUCCAUUGUGCUGCCAGACAUGGAUGGGCAGGGCUUAUUCAAAAAUUGCUUCAGGCCAAUGCAGGUCUAGAGUAUAUAGAUGAGGCUGGCAUGACAGCCCUGCACCAUGCCUGUUUGGGAGGACAUCUACAUUGUGUUCAGGUGCUGAUUAAAGCAGGGGCAAAGCUAAAUGCUGCAAAUAAAGAUGGCCGCACCCCUCUCUUCCUGUCAGCUCAAAUGGGAAGUGCAUCCAUCUGUAUGGAGCUGAUAAACCAUGGUGCUAAUUUAAAUGCACAGGACAAUGAGCUGAGAACUCCUCUGAUGUUGGCUGCAGAACAUGGAAACAAGGAUAUCUGUGAGAUGUUCAUCAAGAAAGGAGCCUUAGCUCAGAUGACUGACAGACUAGGUCGCAGUGCUGGCUGGUAUGCCCUGGAUAAUGGUCAUAGUAACAUCAAGUAUAUUGUAGACAAUGCUCCUGCUGCAGCAUCCUGGGAUGUAGGUGCAGAUGAAGUGACCCUUAAGCAACCAGAGCAUGUGGAUUUUGUUGAUGCUUUCAUCAGUUCACAGAACAGGCUAGAGGGUGGAGAUAGCACAGAGGAUGAAGGGGGACAUGAUAAUGAGAGUGAUGAGGACAAUACAAUGCUAAACCAGUUGAAUAAAGACACAAAGAACACCAAGCAUUCAUCUGUGAGCAAGAAUAUUCCGGAGCCAAUCAAUUCUGGUCAGCAAAGAGCAUCUACUCAGAUGACUAUGGAUCUGUAUCGCGAACUGGAAGAAGAACAUGAUCUUUUGAAUCAAGAGUACAACCAACUGACUGUAAAAUACAAUAAAUUAGUCCAGAAACAACAGCAGAAAGAAGGCCAAGGACAACAACAGAAUGCUAUUGAUGCCACAUUGAUAGAAUCCUUAGAGGAGGAAGUUCAGAGAUUGACCUCUCAGUUAACACAAGCCAAGGACAGGGAGCAAGAGUAUGUUGAAGAGAUACAGGGUCUGAAGGAUCAACUCUCUGCUUUCCAAGCCUCAGAUGUUGAGAAAGAAGGCAGUGAUGUUGAUAGCUGGGGAGACACUGAUGAUGAAUUGUUUGAUCUGCCAGGCACUGAUAAAAGACAACCUGGAACUAUAACACAGAAAUUGCCAAAGUCAACCUUAAGCAGUGAAGAUCAGCAAAACAAGAAGCAAAUUGCUGUUCUUAGGAGCCAAUUACUAGAAUUGACAAGAGAUAAUGAUGCAUUGAAGGAGAAGAUGUCAAAGAUGAAGCCAAUGUCUGAUUCCUCAGAGCCCGUAAGUUUGUCAAAAUCAGAAGAUGAAAGAGAAACUGUACCUUUAUCACAGUAUGAAGAUUUAAAAAGAGCAAAUGAAUCUGAAGUCAGAGAUUUAAAGCAUAAAAUUGCAGAGUUAGAGAGUGAAAAGCUGACGUUCAUCACUGCCAUUGAAACAACUGUCCCAGAAGAAAAAUAUGAAGAAAUGCAGACCUCCUCAGAACUACAAAUUGCAGAUAUGCAGGGGAUAAUAUCAGGAUUGGAAAAGGAACUGGAAAGAGUAAAUGGACAGAUGAGCUCAAAUCAACAGUCUUCCAAAACUCUUGAAGAACAUUUACAACAGAAGAGUUUGGAAGUAAUGACUCUGCAGAAUGAAAUAGUUAACCUAGAAGCCAAGAUUUCUCAGCUUAAGCAGACUGGAAGUCCAAGGGAAGGAAAACAACUUGAAGAUACUUAUGGAAUGGAGAUUGCAAAGUUAAAGCAAUGUAUAUCUGAGUCUGAAAUUAAAAUACAGACACUGGAACAGGCCAGGGAAAAUACUAUACCAAAUGACUUGUACAAAGAAAUGAAGAAAAAGAAUAACGAAGAAAAGCAAGUGCUUCAGUCACAAAUUGACACACUGCAGGAACAGUUGGAAUCGGUAGCAAAAGAGCUCAAUGAGUUGACUGUGCAUACAGAUAAACUUAUGUCUGAGAAAGAAGGCCUUGCUGGAAAAAACAAGACAUUGACACAGGAGGUAGAAAAACUGCAACUCCAACUGGAGAACCUACAACAAUAUCAUGAGAAGACCCACACAGAGCGUGAAACAAGGCUAAAGCAAGCAGGGGAACUGACCUGUGAAUUGGGAAGGAUACAGGACACAAUAUCACACAUGUCCACUGAGAAUACCCAGCUAAAGGACACAGUGCAGCAGCAGGUGGAGGAAAUAGUAGAACUGAAGGACCAACUGGAGAAAAAAGUUUGGUACGAGAGACAGCUGAUGGAUCAGUUAGCAGCCCUGAAAAAGGAAAAUUCUCAUCUUAAAGAAUUGGAACUUGAAAAAGAAAAUUUUGUAGCAGAAAUGACUAAUCUGAAGCAUCAUGUUGCAGAGCUUGAAAAAGAAAAUUCACAAGUUAGAGAGUUAAUAGAUGAAAAUGAAAAGUUGUUCAGUGAAAAUGCUAGACUUAAACAGCAAAAAAAGACAGAAAAUAAAAAAGAUAGUCAGCUUACAGUAGACGUAAAAACUAAAAUCGAAAAGUUAACUUAUGAUAACGCUCAACUGAAACAGCAAGUUACUGCCUCAAACAAAGAAUCAUCAAAAUUAAAGAGGGACAUUUGUAGUUUAAAUGAAACCGUUGAAAAGUUGAACAAGGCUUUGUCAAGACACCAGGAGCAGCGAAGUCCAAGCCAGUCAGCAAGUGGAGAUGGAAAACAACUUCAAGCUAUGCAGAAUCAGAUUGAAAAACUAAAACAGCAGCUUGCAGAGGCAGAUGUCAAGCACAGAGAGGUUGUCAAUACCUACAGAACUCAUUUGCUGUCUGCAGUACAGGGCCGUAUGGAUCCAGAUGUCCAGGAAGCUCUCCAUCAUAUUAUCAGUCUCCGGAGCAAGGAGCAGUUCUGUUAAAUAUCCUUCACUACAAAAGUCAGUACUUGAAAUAUUUAAACCAAAGCCAACUAGCUAUUUAAAAUUGGAUCUUGCCAUCAAGUGCUAGAUGCUAUUUUAAGAAUCGACUGUUGCAGCAUAAUUUUGAUGUUGCAGAAGCAACAGGUGCAAAGUUGAUGGUACUAGGGAUUGUUUUUUGGUCCUGGCAUUACAGAUGCCUUGAAAUUUAUUAAAGGGGUAGCAUAAUAUAUGUUUCAUAUAUUGCAUAUGAAAAUGAUCAGAUCAUGCCAAAAAGAUUUCAGGUUUAAAGCGCAUUUGCAAUGAAUUUGAAGAGGGGCCUUUAACACCCAUAUAAUUUUCAGAGCCAAAAUUGUAAAUUAGUUUUGAUGUGACAGCAACUGCCAAAUUAUACAUUAAAGUUAUCAAGAAGUAUUUUCUUUAAUAGUGUUAGCAUGUAGACACAAGUAAAAUAUGUAGCAAGUUCCCAUG